AACAUGUAUGUGUGGAUGACUGCGCUCGCGGGCUUGGCUCUCCUCCUCCCCGCGCUCCUCAAAACUUUCUUCCCGUAUUUUCUGCAGGACUGCGUUUAUAUAUACAGAGCUCUCGGAUGCGGCGUCCGACUCAACAUUUACAAGAGGAAAACUCCCUUCUACAGCAUCGUGGACUGCUUUUUGGAGGCGGUGAAGAAACACCCGAGAAAAGCGUUCAUUCAUUUUGAAGGCGAGACUUUCUCCUAUGAGGAGGUGGAGAAGCGGAGCAAUAAAGUGGCGGACGCGCUGCGCUCGGUGGUCGGCCUCCGGGAAGGGGACACGGUUGCGCUUUUCCUGGGCAAUGAGCCCCGGUUUGUGUGGACUUGGCUCGGCUUGGCCAAACUGGGCUGUCCCGCUGCACUCCUGAACUUCAACAUCAGAUCCAAAUCACUCCUUCACUGCUUCUCCUGCUGCGGCGCGAAUGUGCUCAUAGCGGACGCCGGUGAUGCACUUGGUCUUCCUAAAGCAGCGUAUGUGACCCACGAGAGGGUGUGGGCUUCGUCCUUCAUCCAGGGUGUCUGUGGAGUGACGUCUGAAGACAUUUUCUACAUCAACCUUCCUCUUUAUCACAGCGCUGGAUUCCUUAUUGGACUCGUUGGAUGCAUCGAAAGAGGCAGCACUUUUGUUCUGCGGAGAAAGUUUUCCGCUUCUCAGUUCUGGGACGACUGCAGGAAGUACAACAUUACUGUGAUGCAGUACAUCGGAGAAACCUUACGCUACCUCUGCAAUACGCCACAGAAAGACAAUGAUCGAGACCACAAAGUGAAGAUCGCCAUUGGCAACGGUGUGCGAGCCGACAUCUGGAAAGAGUUCCUGAAGCGUUUUGGACGCAUCCACGUGCGGGAGCUGUACGCCGCUACUGAGGGAAACGUCGGCUUCAUCAACUACACUGAUAAAGUCGGAGUGGUCGGUCGGAUCAAUAUUAUCAGCAAGCUGUUCUUCCCCUUUGCCCUCAUCAAGUUUGACAUUGAGAAAGAAGAGCCGGUGAGGAACGCUGAGGGUUUCUGCAUCCCAGUGGAAAGAGACGAGGUGGGCCUUCUGGUGGGCAAAAUCACCAAACAUACACCGUUCGUGGGAUAUGCUGGAAACAAGCAGCAGACGGAUAAGAAGAGACUCGCUGACGUGUUUGAGAAAGGAGAUCUGUAUUUCCACAGUGGAGAUCUGCUGAGGAUCGACCAUCAAAAUUUUGUCUACUUUCAGGAUCGGGUUGGAGACACGUUCAGGUGGAAAGGAGAAAACGUGGCCACAACUGAAGUGGCAGAUAUUCUCACCAUGGUGGACUGCAUCGAGGAGGCCAACGUUUAUGGAGUCAAAGUUGAAGGUCAUGAAGGAAGGAUUGGAAUGGCAGCUGUGAAACUGAAGGAGGGCAGAGAGUUCGACUGCGUCUCCACCUGCAGUGUUUUGGCCAACUACCUUCCAGUCUACGCCAGACCUCGAUUCAUAAGAAUUCAGAAUUCUCUGGAGGUCACAGGAACCUUCAAGAUGAUGAAGGUGAAGCUGGUGGAGGAGGGCUUCAAUCCAGCGCUGAUAGAAGAUUCACUGUUCUUCCUGGAUUUGACACAGAAGAAGUACAUUCCUCUUUCUCAGGACAUUUACAACUCGAUCAUGUCGCAGGACAUUAAACUGUA
Danio rerio (zebrafish) is the source of this 1667-nucleotide messenger RNA. Its product is annotated as zgc:101540. NCBI's taxonomy places the organism in Eukaryota, Metazoa, Chordata, Actinopteri, Cypriniformes, Danionidae. The record is from RefSeq and is marked validated.